CCGAUCGCUCGAAGGUCUGAUGCAGAAUCCGCGGAUCAGUUUCCUUUAUGGGUUGCAGGCAGUUCACCAGCCAAAUUCAUCGAUCGUGAAAAUCUGAUGAAUGUGUCGUCAGCAUUCGAAAAUCUGGCGUUGGUGCAUGAGAUCUCGUUGAAUUCAAAUUUCGAAUUGCCCUCAUCGCCAACGAAUCCAAUCGAAAAAGCCGUCAAAGAAUGUGUUCAUCGUGCUUUCUGGGAUAAAAUCCGUGAUGAUUUACGCGAGGAUCCACCCGAAUAUACUUCUGCGUUUCAAGUGCUAAUGGAUAUUAAAAAGAUGAUAUUCGAAGUAAUUCCGGAGGAUCGCGUUCGUUUGCGAGAUGAGGUCGAGUCGAAUUUAGACGAAAAGUUGCUGAAACAACAGAUCGACAAUGGCUGUUUUGAGGUGGAUCGCGUCACGACGUAUCUGGUCGAGUUAAUGUCUCGACUGUGCGCACCGGUUCGAGACGAACACAUAAAAGUGAUUUUUCAAAACGUUGAAUAUUUCAGAGGUACUUGUGAAUUGUUAGACCAAACGAAAAUUGAUAUCGCCAACUUCACAAUUAAACAGAAUCGAUCCGAAAUCGAAGCGUAUUCGUGUCUGCUUGUAUUGUUGUCUUCUACAUUCAUUGAAUUAUUC
Messenger RNA from Anisakis simplex (herring worm), 651 nucleotides. NCBI's taxonomy places the organism in Eukaryota, Metazoa, Nematoda, Chromadorea, Rhabditida, Anisakidae. The record is from the annotation of a GenBank genome assembly.